Molecule: messenger RNA, 2853 nt
Organism: Notolabrus celidotus (New Zealand spotty)
Lineage: Eukaryota; Metazoa; Chordata; Actinopteri; Labriformes; Labridae
Gene: padi2
Product: peptidyl arginine deiminase, type II
Cellular component (GO): cytoplasm
Molecular function (GO): calcium ion binding; protein-arginine deiminase activity
Source: RefSeq, a predicted model, not a curated record
CAGCUGAGUACCCGCAUCAUCUGUGGUCCUCUGCCCAGACACGGCAGUGUUUUCUUCCUGAUAUCAAAACAGUCGGUCAUCUAUCCUCAGUAUAAGCCAUCUCUCUAUCUGCUGAGCCACACAACGCGAGGACAGCAGCCAUGACUCGACACCGUACUCUCAGAGUGGACGUUGACAAAGUUAUCAGCGUUGUGUAUGUGGUCGGCUCGGAACUAAGCGUGAACAUGGACAGGAGUGCCCCGCCCAAAUCCAAGUUCUACUCUGUGAAAUGCAGCUCCAAUGUUAAUUACAGCAUCAACCCCCCGCCUAAGGAGAAGUUGCACCUGUCUCCCCUCCCCCUCCAUGAAAACCAAGUGCUCCUCAUCACCAUGGACCACGCCAGUCAACAGGAAAAUGAAAGCAAGCUCUCCGUUUGGUACUAUGGGGAGAAAAAUAUGGUGCUGGGGAGAGCAAUCCUGCACCUGACAGCUGUUGAGAUCUCUCUGGAUGUGGAUGCUGACAGAGACGGCAUAGUGGAAAAAGACAACCCUAACAAGGCCUCCUGGAAAUGGGGUGAAAACGGUCAUGGAGCCAUCCUAUUGGUCAACUGCGACUCUGAGCGGAGAUACUUAAAGCAACCAGACCUCAAGAAUGACUCUGUCUCCAGAGUGUCAGAUCUAAAAGACAUGUCACGCAUGGUUCUAAGGACCAGAGGCCCUGACAAGCUCCCGGAGGGCUACAAGCUCACCAUGCACAUGUCCAAGAGCCAUGCAGAGAGUGUCAGAGUCUUCAGGGCCAAAACUGCUGGAGCUGCUUCGAGCGGCCCGGCGAGUGUCUUCUACAGGGCCUUUCUGGAAAGCUAUCCCCUGGUUCUCAGCAGUGAGGUUUUGUCUGAGCAGGUGCCUUACCAAGGAGGCAAUACAGAGCUGACCUUUUACGUGGAGGGUCUCAGGUUUCCGGACAAAGACUUCAAUGGAUACGUCAGCAUCAACCUCAGUCUGUUGGAGCCCAUCGGGAGUAAUGUCCCUGAUACGCCUAUUUUCACAGACCGAGUCAUGUUCAGAGUGGCUCCAUGGAUCAUGACACCUAAUACCCUCCAGCCCAUCGAGAUGUUUGUCUGCAGGACCGGUGAUAAUUACACAAUGCUGGAUGAUUUAAAAAUAUUUGCUAAAAAGAGCGGGUGCGAGAUGAAGAUUUGCCCCGUAUAUGUGAACAGAGGAGAUCGCUGGAUCCAGGAUGAGAUGGAGUUUGGUUACAUCGACUCCCCUCAUCACCAGUUUCCUGUUGUUCUGGAUUCUCCUCGACUUGGAGUGCUGGGUGACUUUCCAUAUGAUCAGCUACUGGGCCCUGACUUUGGCUAUGUUACAAGAAAGCCCGAGAAAAAAGAAGUGACCAGUCUGGACUCUUUCGGUAAUCUGGAGGUCAGUCCCCCUGUCACCGUGAAUGGAAAAAAAUACCCUUUUGGCAGAAUCAUCAUUGGAGUGGCCUUUCCUACGGCAGAGACUGGUCGGAACAUGACCCAAGUUAUUCAGGACUUCUUGUGGGCUCAAAAGGUUCAGGAGCCGGUGGCUUUAUUUUCUGACUGGCUCCUCGUUGGACACGUAGAUGAGUUCAUGACCUUUGUUCCUGCACCUGACAGAAAGGGGUUUCGGCUGCUGCUGGCCAGCCCUGACGCCAGCUACAAACUCUUCAAAGGCCUACAGAAUGAUGGAUAUGGACAAGCCAAAAUGUUUGAGGACGUGGAAGGUGGGACACCCAUUUCAGUGGAUGAGAUACUUGCUGACAAGGAGCUUCAAACUGAAAACAACUACGUGCAGAGCUGCAUCGACUGGAACAGAGACGUUCUGAAGAGAGAGCUGGGCUUGGAGGAUGCUGAUAUUAUCGAUCUGCCGAUCCUCUUCAAGCUAUUGAAGAAAAAGAAGGGGAUAAAAGCACUGGCCUUCUAUCCUGACAUGGUGACAUGAUCGUCUUGGGGAAAAAACCUCGCCGUCCCAAAGCCUUUUGGACCCAAGGAGGGGGGGCGCUGUGCUCUGGAGACUGAGAUGAGCUCCCUGAUGGAGGGCCUGGGGCUCAAUUGCACGUUCAUCGACAACUUUGCCACCUACCACAAACUGCUGGGAGAGUUGCACUGUGGCACCAACGGCAGGAAACCGUUCGCAGAGAAGUGGUGGAACGUGAAGAUUUGAAACUACAAUGGAUGGUGAUGGGUCUUACAAAAUACUUGAGAAAACAGAGCAUGAUCUUUUGUCUUAUGGUGUGUACUUCUUUUAGUCUUGCAAACAACUAUCAACUGUAAUGUGGGAAAAGGUAACUAUGGGGUGAGAUUUGUUUUUUGCAUCUUCAUCUUUAUUAAACAUUUUUGUAGGCUUUAUUUACAAAAGGAUGAAAACCAAUAUUUACAAACAACUCUUUCGAACAAGGGCUUAAGCAGACAGAGAUACAAUCACUUUAAUUGAGCACAAGAUGAUUCACUCCCAAUCUUUGUGGUUUGAAACAAACUGUUGUGCAAGCACAGUUUAGAAGAAUAGUACCACACAAUGUGCUAUAAUAAGUCAGAGCCACAAGAGGGCACACUUUAUCCUACUCAAGCAUUUCAAAGUCAGAGGAAAACAAUUUCACAAAUCCCUUUCAAAGGCUCAGAAUGCUUCAUUACAACUAUAAUGGACCUUUGUUUCUGUAGUCGAAAUGUUGCUGUGCUCCAUUUGUAGCUCUAAAAUGCUUGAAGAAUACAGUUUGUCUGCUGUUUUGUGUUUGGUCCAUUGCCUUUAACAUUUUGCACUUUCAUAACCUUUAAUGCAAAGCAAAUAAUGUCAUGUAGACAAAGAAUCUCAUGUUUGCUUCAGUCAAAUCAUUGAAUAAAACACUGUGCAUGUA